Molecule: messenger RNA, 4199 nt
Organism: Xenopus tropicalis (tropical clawed frog)
Lineage: Eukaryota; Metazoa; Chordata; Amphibia; Anura; Pipidae
Gene: helb
Product: helicase (DNA) B
Exons: 14
Coding region: 59-3265 (1068 amino acids)
Biological process (GO): regulation of DNA double-strand break processing; negative regulation of double-strand break repair via homologous recombination; DNA-templated DNA replication
Cellular component (GO): cytoplasm; nucleus; chromosome
Molecular function (GO): 5'-3' DNA helicase activity
Source: RefSeq, a predicted model, not a curated record
GCCCUUACAGUGAUGUCAUUUCUCGGGAAAAUAAGGCGGAUCUUUGUGAAACUCAAAAAUGAGCGCAAAGCUUCACCCGUCCCGCUCGCUGAGUGCCCGGGGGCGCAGAGGGGAUGGCUGCACGGUGCUACAGGGCCGUCUGCUGCCAGUGAAAGAUGGGGAAGUGGCGCACAAACGGGAGGAGAGCGAUCCCGAUGACAGCGAUGGGGAUGAUCCCCAGUUCAUGGAUGCCAGAGAGAUAGAAGGAGGGGGCAUGGUGGUACAAUCUACCCCGCUGCGCAGAACUGUGGUGAUUAUUAAAGAUAAAUAUGGACCUGAAUAUCGAGUGAGUGGAUUUUUUCCAUUGGUAGAUCCUUGGUGGUCUGUAAAACUAAAAGUGAAACGUGAUGGGACGCAGUACUUUGCACAAGGAUAUCCUUCAUACGCUCUUGAGAAUGACAUGAGCAAGGAUAUACUUUCUCUUUUCCUCCAUGCCUGUAAAGUUCAUGAUGAUACAAAACAAACAUUUAUCAACUGGUUACCAAGUGAUGCAACAUUGACUUUUGACAACCUGAAAAAACUCAUAGAAGAAUUUCAGAUGAACAAUUCAAGUAAUAAAAUAAAUAUUGAAAGUUCAGGUCCUGGUCUCCUUGUUAUGCAAGCCCUGGAAUGCCCUCUUACUCUGAAAUACUUACCAAAGCUGUUACCAAGGAAAGUGAAAGGAAUUUUUUUCAUUCAGACAUCUGAAAGUUCUGAAGACCCUAAGCCCCAAAUUGAUUUGUUGAAAGAAAUUGAAACCAUAUUAGCCAGUGAGCCUUGGAAGUUUGGAUUUCAAUGUAUAAUCUAUAGGGCGUUAAAGCUUUGCCGUUGUGAAGCAACUUGGGGCUGCUUUCUCCAGUGUAAGAAGCUACUGGCAAAAAUGACAGAAUUACAGAAAAAUGCACUUCUUAUUUAUAAUGAACUGAAGGAUAGAUGCAGGGAGAUUGGAGAUACCUACGCUGAACAAGAAGUACUUACUAAGCUUGUUAGUGGCCAAAUGCCUGCUGAAGAUGCAUGGGAGGCAAUUAAGUUCCUAAAGGAUAACUGUAUUGUGGUGCUAGAAGGACAGCGGGUUUUUCUACAGAAUCUGUACUUGUAUGAAAAAGAUAUUGCAAGAUAUAUUAGUGCACUUGUAAACGGAACCUCUUGGAAACUGGACUUUGAUGCUAAGGAAAUACUUGCUAGCACCAAAUGUUUUGCUGGAGAAGAAAAUAGUAAAUUGGAAUUUACAGCAGAUAAUCCAGGAAACCUUUACAAAGAUGAUGGUCCUCCCAGUCAAUACAUUAAUACUUUACAAAUAACUGAUGGCCCAGCAUCUACAGAUGACAGUUCAGCAGAACUAGACAUUGACCAGCUGAAUGCUGUUUCAAUGAUUUGUUCCAAUCCUAUUACAGUCAUAAGUGGGAAAGGUGGAUGUGGAAAGACCACUGUUGUUAGUCUUGUAUUCAAACACAUGAUAAAGAAAGAGAAUAUGGAGAUAGAAGAGGCCUGCAAAGCCCUUGAGGGUGACCUGGAUGCUUCAGAGGAAUGGAACAGGGAUCAAAUGGCUUGCAAAGAGGAAUGCAUUGAACCUGUACAUAUUUUACUUACUGCACCUACAGGGAAAGCUGCUUCCCUUUUGAAGAAAAAAACAGGCCUUCCUGCUGCUACUUUGCAUCAGGUGACCUGCAGCUAUUCUGCUUGGAGAAAGCAAAACUCAGACAAACCUUGGAAAUUCUCUAAAGUAAAAGCACUGGUUGUUGAUGAAGGAAGUCUGGUUUCUGUUAAUAUUUUUAGCACUGCUUUAAAGUUUCUGUGUAAUAAUUCGGAUCUGGCCAAGCUGAUCAUUCUCGGGGAUGUCCGACAGUUACCAAGCAUUGAACCUGGUAACCUGCUAGCUGAUAUAUUCACCAGUCUUGGUAACAAGAAGUGGGUUAUUGAGCUGAGAACAAAUCACAGGGCUGAAUCACAGCUCAUUGUAGACAAUGCAACACGAAUAUCUCAGCAAAAGUAUCCUGAGUUUGAUGCGGUCAUAAACAUUGUAAGUGGCCAAGCCAUUGAGAUGCCUGAUGCAGAGAAGAAAUUCAUUUUGGUCUCUUUAUCUAGUGGAAAUGAUCAGGAUUUGGACACUGCAAUAAAGGCACUACUUGAUAAGGGACCAGGAUUAGAAGAUGACAAGCACUCUCAGUUUAUUGCAUUUAGAAGAAGGGACUGCAUGAUGAUAAAUGAGCUGUGUUCCAGGCACUAUUCAGAACAUUCAAUCAAGAAUCACAAGAAUAAAUUCGAUUUUCAGGUUAAAGACAAGGUUUGUUGUACAAAGAAUGCCUAUGUAAAAGACCUUAAAACCAAGAAUACUGAAAGGCUGGAUUUGACGCAAUCACCAGGAAAUAGACACACUAUAAACUGUGAGGAAGCAAUACCCAGCACAGCAGCAUGGGCCAGGAAUAGGUCCCAGGCACAGUCUGACAGUUUGGCAAACGAAGAUGAGAGAUUAUGCAACGGAGAAAUUUUUUUUAUAACUGAUGAUGUGGAAAGGGAUAAAAUACGUGAAUUAACACUCAGGGAUUCAGAAGAUAGAGAAUACACCUUAAAUUAUAAAGCACUUAGAAGGUGCUGUGGUUUGACACAUGCUUGGGCCAGAACUAUUCACACUUUCCAGGGAUCAGAAGAGGAGACAGUGGUGUAUGUCCUGGGAAGUGCAGGCAGACAGAACUGGAAACAUGUAUAUACAGCAGUAACUCGGGGUCGCAAACGUGUGUAUAUAGUAGCCAAAUUAGACCAGCUGGGUGGAGCCAUAGCAAAUAAAGCACGUGACAGGAAAACUCGGUUGCAGCAGCGCUUGAAAGAGACUCUCACGCAAAACAGAGAUGAUCCUGGAUCAGGAAAGCCUAUCGGUGGAACCCAGGUUCAAUGUGUCUCCAAUGCAGAUCAUGAGGAUUGUAAUAGAGAACAGAAAUUUAAGAUACUAUCCCAUCACUCUCCAACAUCUCCUGGCUGCUCUGUGCCUUCAACUGCUCCACCUAACUGUGAAGUUCCCAGUACAAGCACUAACCAUACAGAGGGGAACCUGGCAAGUGAAGAUUUUAUUCACUCCCUACAGCAGUCUCCUUCUCAAAAAAGGCCAGCAAAUAUCUCUGAAGGCCCAGGAACUCCUGCCAAGCUGUCAAGGGUUGCAGCCUCUAAGGAAAACAUGUCCCCACUAGGCUGUUCCAGACUGCAGAACCUGUCUCUUGGCUGCUCUUCUCCCAAGCAGCUUUUCAAACCAUAAGCAUUCCAGUACAGGGGCAGGUGGGCAAUCAUAAUUAAGUACUUAUUGCAUUUUUAUACAGAAACUGAUGUUCACAAUGUUCAACACAAAAGUGUUCUUGUGCUUCAUACCCUGGCUUCUUUAUUUACAUAAACUGAUUUAUGUAAUUGGAAAUAUCUGCAAGCUGCCCCAGGACAUUGCCAAUAGUACCUAAACAUUUUCUAUUGAUAUGUGUAAACCUGCGUGUCAUAGCUUUGCUACUUAGCACUCGAUGUGACAUUUCUGGAAUGAUACCAGGUGCCUUUCCCCCAGUUUAAUAUGCUUUGGUUUUGUUCUGUUCACUGGAUUAGCAGUGCUCUCAAUACAAUUAUCAUAAACUAUAAAAGCAAUGCUCUUUAACAAGCUUCUCGUUUGGUAGCCUCUAAAAUCACAGACUUUUGUAUUUAGUGCCCAAUCCCAGGAACUGUUGCUGCCCAAAUAAAGCAGCAGGGAGGGUCACCUGCAACACAGAUGGAAAACCUCAAUAUAAUGUUCCCUCUAUAUUAAAAGACAUCUCACAAUGCUCAAACUACCCCAAUAUUGCAUAGCUGCUUCCUAUGGGAUUCCAAACACGGUGCAAGUUUUUGAAAAGCAAUUAUGAUGUUUUGUACUUUUUAAAUAAGUAAAAAAGAGAAAUACUAGGUUUACCUGUUUUAUAAGCAUUUUAGUAGCCGUGACCCUUCCUGACAAUAAAAGAACAUGUUUCUGGUCUAUCGAUGUGGCUAAGCUAUACUGAUUAAAAUUGCCCUUAAAUAACUCCCAGGGAAGUUACUUGCCCUUGAGGAUAAAAAUCUGACUGCAUUUGCCCAAUGCCUCUGCCUAUGUUUUCUCCUUUUAGGUUAAUGCCACACCAUGCGUGGUGGCAAGCCGAAAAACACUCGCCGAGAAUAUGUGCCAUACGCUCCUACCUGUGUCU